Messenger RNA from Caenorhabditis angaria, 2303 nucleotides. The record is from the annotation of a GenBank genome assembly. Lineage: Eukaryota; Metazoa; Nematoda; Chromadorea; Rhabditida; Rhabditidae.
AUGAGUUUUAUCGAAACUCAUCAAGCUAUAAAAUCAUUUCAAGAAGGAAUCGCCUGCUCAGAAUGCGAAACUUCAAAGAAAGAUUUGCAAUUUCUUGGAAUCUCGUGUAAACAUGCAUUUUGCUGGGAUUGUAUCAAUAAAAUGACAGGAGACACCAAGAAAUCAAAGGCAAAAACACUUUGUAGAAGAUGUGCGAUGGAAUUGAAUUUGAAUAAAAUCAGUGGAGCUACGAUUUUGAACAAUUGUCAUAAUCUUCUCGGAGAACUUCAGGAAUAUUUGGAGAAAUAUGAGAAAAACAAAAAGACAAUGACAAAAGAAAGUUUGGCUUGCACACAAAGGAUGAUGGAAAAUUUCGAUUUGAACGCUGGGCAAAAGCAAAGAACCGUUGAUGAAUUUUUGAUGACCCAAGCUGCGUUUCCCGACGAUGCGAGUUCGACAGACGAUGAUGGUCCUAGAACUUCUUCACUUAGCCCAGAACUUGAUGCUUUUACUGAGUAUACAAAUCCGAAGCUAGUGAAAAGUGUUGAAAGACCAAGAAGAAGUUCAGUUAAACGACAAGCAUCGCCAAAAGAAAAUAUAGCAAAACGGGCAAUGAAUUUCGAUUUGUUUAGUUCGCAAAUUCCUGAAAAACCAUCAAGUCUUUUAACACCGUUUGUAAAUGUAAGUUUUUGUCAAGCUCAUGAAAACUCAAAGAAAUUCAUAAUAAUUUCAGCGCCGAAAAACAGAAUCUGCCGCAAGUUCUGCUUCAAAUCUCGGACCUGUCGCACUUUUUGCAGACCCUCUGAAAUCCUCGAAAAAAGAUGAUUUAUUCUCGAAAAAAGUCUCGCAACCAAGAAGAACAAUUUCAUCAAAAAUGGAUGAAUCAUCUGAGAAUUCAACAUCUUCUCGAUUUUCAACAGGAAGAUUAAGAUCAGAAAGUCCAGCAAGUUUCGAUAAGAUUAGUGGAAACAAUCGUCGUAGCUCAUUCGGAACUCGUCGCGGUGAAGUUGUCAUCAUAAACUCAAUUCUUCAAAAUCUUCUCCCCCAACUAAGAUCUGCUAUCGAAGCCGGAACUUGUGUGAACGAACGAGACUCCGGUAAAACGCCUCUUUAUAUUGCAGUUCAACAGGAAAAUUUGGAGGCUGUGAAGAUUUUGGUGGAAGCUGGAGCUAUUAUAAAUGCGAAUUGUGAUGUGACUUUUGAGACUGUUUUACAUGAAGCUGUUAGAAGGAAGAAUUAUGAAAUUGUUGAUUUUUUAUUGUCAAAAGGAGCAAGUAUCAAGGUAGGAGAAUAAAAAAAACAACUGUUUUUAAUCACUAAAAGCCUAUGACGUGGCAAUUCUCAGUCCCCUUUUUCAAUUUCCUCAUUUUUCCCCCAAUAUAUUUCAGGCUAAAAAUAGUUGGCAAAAAACACCGGAAGAUCUAAUUUCGAAGGAUGAUUUGAAAAUGCGAAAAAUAUUCGAUCGAUUCCGAAACAAACACAUGCUUCAGCCAGGUAAAAAUUCCCUGAAAACAUUUUUUUUUCCUUAUAAAAAAUUAUGAAAAUGUUUGCAGUGAUUCCACCGCGCCGCCCGAAAAUCUCAUUCGUUCAAUUGACUGACGAAACAAUGUUGACAGACAUCGAAAAGGCAAAAGUUCCCGGAAAAAUUAAUCUUGUCUCAAAAGAAAUGGACGGUGUUAGUCACUAUGUUGUCAGAAUUGAUGCGCGGACAAAAGUUCUUCGACUCACCAAAGAUUUUUUGGGGCCGAUUUUGAAGGCGAUUAUUCGACCGGGUUUGGUGGUUAGUUUGGAGUGGAUUUUUGCGUGUAUUUCGAAUGAGAAAAAAGUGGAUGAUGAUCGAAAUUAUAUGGUGAAAAAGGUUCGAUGGAUGGAUGGUCCGAUAAUUGAAGGAUCGAUUCAGGAAUGGAAAAAAACUGAUGAUCGAAUGACACCAAAAUUAUUUGCUGGUUGUAAAUUCUUCUUUCUUCGCGCAAAAUAUUCAUUUUUAGGUAAAUGUUUCUGGGAAAAUUGUGGGGUUUAAAAAUCUAAAAACUGAAGGUCUAAAUUAUUAAAAAUUCCUAAUUUUCCCCCAUUUUUAAGACCGUGUGACCCUUGUGGAUAUUUGUCGCGCUGGCGGUGGACAAGUUUUUUCGCGUGAACCACUCGUUGACAAAAACGACCCGCCACCGUUUCACAAUUCAAAUUUGGCACCAAUUUUCGUGGUUUAUAGUCUGAACCAUGAUGUGCCGGAAAAAUAUCGUGAUUCCACAAAAUUUACACUUAUUUGCGAUCAAUGGAUAAUUGAAGCGAUUUUGGCUUUUUCAUUGGCCGCGAAUCCAUAUUAA